Molecule: messenger RNA, 3127 nt
Organism: Labeo rohita (rohu)
Lineage: Eukaryota; Metazoa; Chordata; Actinopteri; Cypriniformes; Cyprinidae
Gene: prkcdb
Product: protein kinase C, delta b
Exons: 16
Coding region: 158-2218 (686 amino acids)
Biological process (GO): protein phosphorylation
Molecular function (GO): ATP binding; diacylglycerol-dependent serine/threonine kinase activity
Source: RefSeq, a predicted model, not a curated record
UAUUGUCAAACCCCAGACAGGCACAGUGAGCGGGUAAAUACUUCCUCAAACACGCCGCGCCACUCAUUCUGCUCUCAACUUACACAGCAGCAGUGUGAAUACGAGACGAAUUGCUGUAACCUCUCGGACUUUAAACUUGGCAGAGUGAUCUCUCACCAUGGCUCCGUUCCUGCGGAUUGCCUUCAAUGAUUUUCAACUGGGAGACCUUCCCCCUAUGACAGAGCAGCCGUUCUGUGCCAUCAAGAUGAAGGAAUCGCUCAGCACAGAGCGGGGGAAGACACUGGUCCAGAGGAAGCCCACCAUGUACCCUGCGUGGAAAUCCACAUUUGAUGCACACAUCUAUGAGGGCCGUGUCAUACAGGUGGUCCUGAUGAAAACGGCAGAGGAGGCUUUGUCGGAAGCUACGGUCGGGGUUUCUGUCAUUGCCGAGCGUUGCAAAAAAGGAAAUGGUCGUGCCGAGUUCUGGGUCGACCUGCAGCCUUCUGGGAAGGUGAUGAUGUCUGUCCAGUUUUUCGUGGAGGAUUCAGAUCUAGAUUCAAAGGCCUCAAUGACUGGGAAAGAGGAAGACGGCAUCCUCACAAUAAACAGAAGGAGAGGAGCCAUCAAACAGGCCAAAGUUCACUUUAUCAAGAACCAUGAGUUCACAGCCACCUUCUUCAAACAGCCCACCUUCUGCUCGGUCUGCAGGGAGUUUGUGUGGGGUCUCAACAAGCAAGGCUACAAAUGUAGGCAAUGCAAUGCGGCCAUUCACAAGAAGUGCAUUGAUAAGAUUAUUGGGAGAUGCACAGGAACAGCAACCAAUAGUCGAGACACAGUGUUUCAGAAGGAGCGCUUUAAGAUUGACAUGCCACAUCGCUUCAAGACCCAUAACUACAUGAGCCCGACCUUCUGUGACCACUGUGGGAGUCUACUGUGGGGAAUGGUCAAACAAGGCCUCAAGUGUGAAGAAUGUGCUAUGAACAUUCAUCAUAAAUGCCAGACCAAGGUUGCCAACCUUUGCGGAAUCAACCAGAAGCUCCUGGCUGAGGCUUUGACUCAAGUUAGCCUGAAAUCUUCCACAAAGCGUCCAGAUCCCACUCUGUCAGAAAUUGGAAUCUAUCAAGCCAUAGAUAAAAACAUGCCAGUGGACCCUAGUGUAUUAGCAGAAGGCUCUCAGUAUGGAAAACUAUGGGACAAUACGACCCCUAGCGCUCCCAGCAGCACCAUCGCACACCGCAUCUCCAUGACCAACUUCGUGUUCCACAAGGUACUGGGUAAAGGCAGCUUUGGAAAGGUGAUGCUCGCUGAGCUCAAAGGAAAAGGGGAAUAUUUUGCUAUAAAGGCCCUGAAGAAGGAUGUGGUGCUUAUGGAUGAUGACGUGGAGUGCACAAUGGUGGAAAAAAGAGUGUUAGCAUUAGCCUGGGAAAAUCCUUUCCUCACACACCUCUACUGCACCUUUCAAUCAAAGGAGCACUUAUUCUUUGUGAUGGAGUAUCUGAAUGGAGGAGAUCUGAUGUUCCACAUUCAGGAUAAGGGCCGUUUUGAUUUGUACAGAGCUACGUUUUAUUCCGCUGAAAUCAUCUGUGGACUACAGUACCUCCACUCUAAAGGCAUUAUAUACAGAGAUUUAAAGUUGGACAAUGUGAUGCUGGACAAGGAUGGACAUAUUAAGAUUGCAGACUUUGGGAUGUGCAAAGAGAACAUGCUUGGAGAAAACAGAGCAACCACGUUCUGUGGCACACCUGAUUAUAUUGCUCCUGAGAUCCUGCUGGGACAGAAAUACAGUUUCUCUGUGGACUGGUGGUCGUUCGGCGUCCUGCUCUACGAGAUGUUGAUCGGCCAGUCGCCGUUCCAGGGCGACGAUGAGGACGAGCUGUUCGAGUCGAUCCGCAUGGAUGUACCUCAUUACCCACGGUGGAUUACCAAAGAGGCCAAAGACUUGCUGGAGAAAUUAUUUGAGCGGGACCCGACCCGACGGCUUGGUGUUGUGGGAAAUAUCCGUGGACAUGCCUUCUUCAAGACAAUCAAUUGGACCGCUCUGGAGAAACGAGAGGUGUCUCCCCCAUUCAAGCCAAAAGUGAAAUCCCCCAAUGACUGUAGCAACUUUGACCGGGAGUUCCUCAGCGAGAAGCCCCGUCUUUCUCAAAGUGACAAGAACCUGAUAGACUCCAUGGACCAGACGGCCUUUGCUGGCUUCUCUUUCAUUAACCCCAAAAUGGAAACCAUCAUAGAAAAAUAAGACAUUUGCCCAACUCAAACCAGGAGCCAGGAGUUCAACCAGUGUUACACUUGUUAUACUUUCUGGAUGAUCCAAAUAGAUAAUGCUGUAUUUAUGUCUUCUUCAAUCCAGUGAUCAAAACUUUAAAUCUGAAAUGUAUUUGAUGAUGUACUAUAUUUGUUACUGUAAUAUUCCUAACAUAGAUAUGUAUACAUGCUCAUAUGAUUAAAAAAAAUACCCUUACUAUCAUCCACACAUCUACACAGACAGACAAAAGGGAUUCUAGAAACCUAAAAAAUUUCUAGAAAGGAAAGGGACUGUGUAUUGUAGUCUGUAUAAUACGCUGGGACUUUGCAAUUUGAUCUAAUAGUGGCCUUCUUGACACUCUUGAAUCCUCGUUUGCCCUCAUACGUUUCAUUCGUAGAGUCUCAUACUAAGGUUCGUUUGUGGGAUGAUUUGGUGUUUAUUUUUCUAUCUAUCUUUUCUUGUUGAUCUGAAACAAGUUUUACAUUAUAAGUUGUAAUUUUAAGAAGCUGAUUUUCCCAGCGUGCACAAAAUAGUGUUUUUUGUUUCACUAUGGUUCUAUAAAUCUCGUGUAGGUGAACCUAAAACCUCUGCAAUAUGAAAACCUAGAAAUAUUAAUGUCUUGCUCGACAUAUUGUUUAUACAUAGGGUUACUUUUAUGGUACUGUAUAGGUAGCGCAUUGGUACAUUGUAUUGGUGGGUGGAGGAUAUAUCUCCUGAGAAGGUGAGAGUAUAAAUAUGUACUAUUAUUUAAUGUUGGUAUUUUAAUAUAGUAUGAUACUGUAUAUAACAAUAUAUGUAUAUUGUUCUGAACUGUUGUUGUUGUUACUGGAGGUCAUAAUGUUCCUUUUUUUACUGAUUUUACUCCUCGGAACUCAACACCAUUAAAGGUUUCUUCGACUUGAA